Molecule: messenger RNA, 2681 nt
Organism: Cajanus cajan (pigeon pea)
Lineage: Eukaryota; Viridiplantae; Streptophyta; Magnoliopsida; Fabales; Fabaceae
Source: RefSeq, a predicted model, not a curated record
CCUUUUUGCAUUGUUUAUUUAAACAAGCCUUCCAUAGGGUCCUUGUAUUCCCCACCAUAUGAGCUCUUGUUGCUUCUCUGGUUGGUGAUCACAAAUUUCAUCGAUCUUGUCAUGUGCACGUACGUACGUACGAGGCUUGUUUUGAGAGAGAGAUUGAAUUAAGGAGAGCGUGUUGGCUCAUUAACUACUAAACAUAACGUUAUUCAUAAGCCAAACCAUCAACAUGUCUUCCGAAGUAGGGAUGGUGGGUGUGGAGAGCAAUGGAAACAUUGAAAAUCAACAUCAGAGCCAGGAACCAGUACUUUCUGAUCAACCAGUGCUCACGGAGAAGAAGGUUUCAUGGCAAAAAUUGCCACGAAAUGAUUCUCUCGACAUGGAAUCACGCAGCUUCCCUAGAUCCUCUCAUGCCGCUAAAGGGCUAUCGACGUCGGUGAUUAUGCAUCUAGCAUUUCAAAGCAUCGGAAUUGUAUACGGAGACAUAGGAACAUCACCAUUAUAUGUGUAUGCAAGUACCUUUUCUGAUGGCAUAAAGCACGACGAUGACAUCUUGGGUGUUCUUUCUUUGAUCUUUUAUACUCUCACUCUCAUUCCUCUUCUUAAGUACGUAUUCAUCGUCCUACGGGCCACUGAUAACGGAGAUGGAGGGACUUUCGCUUUAUACUCCUUGAUAUGUCGUUAUGCCAAAGUGGGGCUUAUUCCAAAUCAACAACUUGAAGAUGCAGAAGUGUCUAAUUAUAAGUUGGAGUUGCCUAGGAAUAAUCGCAUCAAGAGGGCUUCAAGGCUUAAGUCUAAGCUUGAGAAUAGCUACUUUGCCAAACUCUUCCUCUUGCUAGUUACCAUGCUUGGCACUUCCAUGGUCAUUGGGGAUGGCGUUCUCACACCUUGCAUCUCUGUUUUAUCUGCCGUGGGAGGGAUCCAGGAAGCUGACGAUAAAUUGACUGACGGUACGGUUGUUGGAAUAUCCAUAGCAAUCCUGAUAUGCCUUUUCAUGGUUCAAAGAUUCGGAACUGAUAAAGUAGGUUACAGUUUUGCUCCUAUCAUUUGUGUGUGGUUCGCCUUCAUCGGAGGCAUUGGUCUGUACAAUUUCAUCAAGUAUGAUCCAGGAGUUCUCAAAGCAAUAAAUCCAAAAUACAUUGUAGAUUAUUUCAGAAGGAACAAGAAAGAUGCUUGGAUUUCUCUUGGUGGUGUUGUGUUGGCUAUAACAGGAACUGAAGCACUAUUUGCUGAUGUUGGACAUUUCACAGUGAGGUCCAUACAGAUAAGCAUGUGCUCUGUAACAUACCCUGCUCUUGUACUUGCUUACACUGGACAAGCCUCCUUUCUUCGCAAACACAAGGACCUUGUUCCACACACUUUCUUCAAGUCCAUACCAAAUCAUUUAUAUUGGCCAAUGUUUGUUGUUGCUGUUAUGGCAUCCAUCAUAGCUUCUCAAGCCAUGAUCUCCGGGACUUUUUCUAUCAUCCAACAAUCCCUCUCACUUGGAUGUUUUCCUCGUGUGAAAGUAGUGCAUACAUCAGCCAAGUACGAAGGACAAGUUUACAUCCCAGAAAUCAAUUUCAUUCUCAUGAUUGCAUGUGUUGCAGUCACAGCUGGAUUUAAAACUACCGAAAAAAUUGGCAAUGCUUAUGGGAUAGCAGUGGUGUUCGUGAUGACACUCACCUCUGCAUUGCUAGUGUUAAUCAUGAUCAUGAUAUGGAAGACUCACAUACUUUUGGUUAUCAGCUAUGUGCUCAUCAUUGGAUCGGUUGAGCUUAUCUAUUUAAGCUCAGUGCUAUACAAAUUCAAAGAAGGAGGGUAUCUCCCUCUUGCCUUUGCAGCAUUGCUAAUGAUCAUCAUGUACAUCUGGAAUGACGUAUAUCGAAGAAAGUACCAUUACGAAUUGAAUCACAAGAUUUCACCACAGAAGCUCAAGGAGAUAGCUAUUGGGACAAACCUAGUUCGAAUGCAUGGCCUUGCCAUAUUCUAUUCCGAGCUUGUUCAAGGCAUUCCACCCAUUUUCAAACACUACGUGGUAAAUAUUCCUGCAUUGCACUCCGUGGUUGUCUUUGUGUCCAUCAAAUCAUUGCCCAUUAGCAAAGUUCCUGUGGAAGAGAGGUUUCUAUUUCGCAAAGUGGAACAUGAAGAACUCAACGUGUUCCGGUGUGUUGCUAGAUACGGAUACACUGACGUGCGCAACGAGCAAGAGCCUUUUGACUAUUUGUUGGUCAAAAGGUUGAAGGAGUUUAUUAGUGGUGGAUUUUUGGCGUCACAAAGAGUGAUGCUGAUGCAAGAUGAUGAAAGUGAAGAAAAAACCAAAGGUGGUAGCGGUGAUGAGAUUGAUUGGGUGCAAAAGGGUGGUGAUAAAGAUAGAGUGGUGGAAGAGAGUGAGGUGGAGACUAUUGAAAAAGCAGUGCGAGGAGGUGUUGUUCAUUUGAUUGGUGAGAGUGAGGUUGUUGCUAGCGCAGGAGCUGGCAUAUGGAAAAGAUUUCUGAUAGACUAUGCUUACAAUUUCUUGAAGAAGAACUUGAGGCAAAGUGAUAAAGUAUUUGAUAUUCCUCAUAUGCGUAUGGUCAAAGUGGGAAUGACUUAUGAACUUUGAAAGAAUAAAACAGUGCUUAAAUAAUGAAAUUAAAGAGAGUUAGAACAAUGAUUUAAGCACAGUGUAUGUUCUUUUUUAUCAGUAAAGGAACGAAUUAAGAUUC